AAAAUACUUAAAACCUUCCUAGUAGGGUAAAGAGGGUAAGAGUUUUAUUUUGUUGUAGGUGUGCCAGAUGGCUGGUAAACCACCCCAGGGAUGGCCCGUUGGGCGCCACUAUAAGUGCCUCAAGCAAUUUGUUUCUAGAGAGGACUGGGAAUUACACCGGUGUUUUUCCCAUGAUGCCUCCGUGGCCUGCGGAGUGGGAAGUUGUACGGCUGCCUUUACUCCAUCAGAUGCAGAGGCUCUGGCCUUCCAUAGGCGCAGACACCCUACCGUCGAGGAGCCGCCCCGAAAGAAAUCCAAAGGAUCUCAACCCAAGGAGGGGGAUGGCACGGGGCAGGAGCUGGGGGUCGAUCCCGCAUCGAUCUCGAUGCCCCAGCUCACAGCCGCUGUGCAUCCCCUGCGGGAUUUAGAGGACGGGCCGGAACUAGCAGAUUCCCCUCUGGUCCGAGGAUUGCUGGCGGAGAGCGG
Owenia fusiformis is the source of this 465-nucleotide messenger RNA. NCBI's taxonomy places the organism in Eukaryota, Metazoa, Annelida, Polychaeta, Sabellida, Oweniidae. The record is from the annotation of a GenBank genome assembly.